GAAAAUAUCAACUGUUUUUCUUCUCUUCUCUUUUAAAUAUAAAUAGCUCAGCACUUCUGAGGUCUUAACCUCUGUGCGCUUGUUUGCCCUUCUGAGUGUUUUCUUGACCUCAUUCAGGAUUAGCGGUUUCUUGAAGUGACUGAUGGAGAGCCCAGAAAAUGGUGAGCUUGAGAGAACUAAUGAGGACAAGAAAUAUGACCUUGCUUCUAUUUUAUGCGUUCCAAACAGGGAUUUCCUUGUUCGCAACAACGGUGAUCAGGUUAGAGUAGAUAGUUUAAGGGGAAAGAUAGUUGGAUUAUAUUUCUCUGCAUCAUGGUGCGGUCCGUGCCAGCGAUUCACUCCAAACUUGGUGGAGGUUUACAAUGAGCUCCUGCAAGUUAACAACUUUGAGAUUGUGUUUGUCUCUAGUGAUGAGGAUGACGAGUCAUUUAAUGCUUAUUUUUCUAAGAUGCCUUGGCUUGCGAUUCCAUUUUCUGAUUCUGAGACACGUGGACAACUGGAUGAAUUGUUCGCUGUCAGUGGAAUACCCCAUCUUGAAAUCCUGGAUGAAAAUGGUAAGGUAUUGACCAGCGAUGGUGUAGAAAUCAUCCAAGAACAUGGAGUGGAAGGAUACCCUUUUACUUCUGAACAUAUUGAGAAACUCGUGGAACAAGAAGAAGAAGCUAAAAGGAACCAGUCAUUGAAAACCUUACUGGUUACAAAAUCUAGAGACUAUGUGAUCACAGCUGAUGGGAAAAAGGUACCUGUUUCUGAGCUGGAAGGUAAGACAGUGGGCUUGUAUAUUUUUCUGGCCACAUACAAUGGAUGCCUUGCUUUUAAUGCAAAGCUCGUUGAAGUAUAUAAGAGUUUGAAAGAACAAGGAGAGAACUUUGAGAUUGUUAUGAUACCCCUUGAUGAUGAUGAACAAUCAUUCAAAGAAGCAUUUGAACACUUGCCAUGGUUUUCUUUGCCUGUCAAGGACAAAUGCUGUGCAAAGCUACUCCGAUAUUUUGAGCUUGAAAGCCUCCCAACUGUGGUUGUAAUUGGCCCAGACGGGAAGACACUUCAUUCAAAUGUUGCUGAUGCUGUCGAUGAACAUGGCACAAAGGCCUAUCCUUUCACGCCUGAGAAAUUUGCAGAGCUUGAAGAGUUGGAAAAGGCAAAGAGGGAAGCACAAACACUUGAAUCCAUUUUGGUGGCAAAAGAUUGUGAUUUUGUAAUUGGCAAAGAUGGGAUUAAGAUCCCUGUGUCUGAUCUUGUUGGAAAAAACAUACUGCUUUACUUUUCUGCCCACUGGUGUCCCCCUUGCCGUGCUUUCCUGCCUGCGCUCAUAAAAGCAUAUGAAGAAAUCAACAAAAACGGCAACGUGCUAGAAGUUGUAUUCAUAUCAAGUGACAGGGAUGAAACAUCUUUUGAUGAAUUUUUCUCAAAGAUGCCCUGGCUUGCACUUCCGUUCGGCGACGAAAGGAAAGAAUUUUUGGGUCGCUUAUUCAAGGUUCGUGGCAUUCCGAUGGUCAUUGCAAUCGGGCCAAAUGGCAGGACGGUCUCAACUGAAGUUCGGGAACUGAUCAUGUACCACGGUGCAGAAGCUUUUCCUUUCACUACAGAACGGCUAGAGGAAAUUGAAGCAGCGCAUGAGAAGAUGGCAGAGGGGUGGCCUAAGAACUCAAAAUCCGCUCUUCACGAUCAUGAGCUUGUUCUCACCAAGCGCCAGUUCUUCAAUUGUGAUGAUUGUGGAGAAGAGGGACGCAUUUGGUCGUACUAUUGUGAAGAGUGCGACUUUGAUCUGCACCCAAAGUGCGCGUUAGGCGACAAUAGCAAGGGAACAGAAGGAGAUGUGGGAGGAAAAGAAUCAGUAGAUGCAGAAGGGGCCCCAGCAGAAGGGUGGAUCUGUGACGGAGACAAGUGCUAUCGAGAAUGACUGGUAGAAGUGGUGAACAAUUAAAAACUACAAUCUGCAAUAAUAAAAGAAAAUGUUAAAUAAUAAUACGAUCAACUCUUUUUUGUGGGCAGUGUGUAUGUAUGUUUUAUGUGGUCAUAAUUGAACAUUUACAAACCUUCUUGUUUAUAAAUUACUUGUGCACUUUAA
Sesamum indicum (sesame) is the source of this 2068-nucleotide messenger RNA. Its product is annotated as DC1 domain-containing protein. The record is from RefSeq and is a predicted model, not a curated record. Gene Ontology annotation, molecular function: thioredoxin-disulfide reductase (NADPH) activity. Lineage: Eukaryota; Viridiplantae; Streptophyta; Magnoliopsida; Lamiales; Pedaliaceae.